GCGAGCUUCGUUCGGAACAGAUGCGAUAUGGAACGGAAUUAUAAAUACAGUGCGGAAUAUUUCGAGAGAGCUUUGCGGAUAGCUCAUCGUUGUGAAAAGCUGCUCGUGGAGAAUUUCCACAUCGAGGCAGUGAACCAAAGUGGUGAAAACUUUUGCAGCGUCAUCUACCGGAUUGCAUUGCAGUUUCGCCGUUUCCCAGAAGGCGCUGUAGAAUCGGGAAAAUAUAUACUUAAGGAUGUACUACCAGCAGUGGCGGAACUAGGCACAGACGAAGGGGUCAUGUUCAAGCAGAUUCUUCCAGCAAUUUCAAUAAUUCUAAAAAAAUCCAAAGCAAACCUAGGCGAACACAAAAUAAGUGCAGAUUGCCUGCUAACCGAGAGGUCCGCGGGAAAGGAGAUAUAUAUCCUGGAAGAUCUGGGCGCACUCGGUUACACCUGCCUUGAUCGAUAUGAGGGUCUGAACUUGGAAGAUGCCAAGAUUUGUCUGCGGAAAAUGGCUCAAUUUCACGGCGCUUCUAUGAUAUUGUAUCAGAAUCAACCUGAACUGCUGGCAAAGUUAUCGCCAUCGAAUUAUGCCCAGGGAAUAUCAGAUCCAUUUGCCAAGGGUAUCCUCCUAGAUGGCACGGAAUUUGCGGCUAAUUUAUUUGCCGGAGAAUUACCGGAAAUAUCAAGGAAAAUGAAGGCUCAAAUACCGGAGGCCUAUUCCCAAAGAUUGCAAAAUGUUGUUGACCCAAAGAAAUCCAAAUUUAAUGCUAUCGUUCAUGGCGAUCUUUGGGUGAACAAUAUUAUGUUUGAUAGGGCUAACAAUAGGGCAAUUCUAGUGGACUUUCAAGAUUGUUUCUGGGGAAGUCCCGCCAUUGAUCUGCAGUUCUUUUUUUACACCAGUCUUCAGCUGGAAAUUCUUCUAACUCGCCAAGAUGAACUUUUAAAACACUAUUUUCAUUGUCUCCAUGAGACCUUAACUUUUUGUUUCUUUAUGGAACCCGUGCCUACUUUUGAUCAAUUAAAGGAUGAGAUGCAUCGUUGCUUAUUUUAUGGAUACUAUGCUGUUACCUGUGAGCUACCCAUAUGUUGUGUUUCCGCAGAGGCAAGUGCUGGUUUUAAUCUACACACCCUUGGCGAUCCAGCAGCAAUGAGAAGCAAACGUCUUCAGCUUUUCUCUAAUAAUCGAGUUAGAAGAACGGUUAAGGCCAGUUUGCUUAAGUUUGAUCAGCAGGGUAUACUGGAAAUACAUUAAAUAAAGAGUUUUGUAUUGAA
Drosophila serrata is the source of this 1256-nucleotide messenger RNA. RefSeq lists its product as uncharacterized. The record is from RefSeq and is a predicted model, not a curated record. Lineage: Eukaryota; Metazoa; Arthropoda; Insecta; Diptera; Drosophilidae.